AUGGCGGCUGCUACACACCCAUAUCGGCAGAACUUGGGGACGGUCACACCUGUCACUUUAGCCUUUAAGGAGCAAGGGGAUACGGAAAGUGGUGACACUAGUCAAACCUCCUCGGAGCUGAAGAAACUAAUAGAUGAGCCAGAUCAUCCAGAAGACCCGCGACGGAUCCUUGAGGGGCUGCCGUCUCCUCAGGGGGUCCGCGGGCCGUUGCUGCAGCACAACAAGUCUGCAUCCUCACCGGCCAGCUCGUUAACAGGAACUCCCAGUUCAUCCAGAUCUCAACUUCAGGGUUCGGGCGCUAGCCCCAGCCUUGAGCUUCGUGGCGACGGCCACGCCAAGAGACGCCCCAAGUCCUUGGAUCUUUCGCAUUUAUUCCUCCUCAGUGAUAAGGAUACUCAAUUCACUUCCACAAAUGAAAGCGCUGCUGACCUUUCUCACAAGAUGAUCACCGAGUACUUAGGAGAGGCCCACAACUCAACCUUAGUCCCUCGCCUCAAAACAAUCGAGAUGUACAAGCAGAACGUGAAGAAAUCAAAGGAUCCCAACGUGCUAUUUCAGUACGCCCAAUAUAUGCUCCAGACCGCCUUAACGAUUGAUCCUUUGGCAGGGCAGGAUGAAACCACCAAGAAGGAAGAAGCAUCACAAGAAGAAAUGCGUAAGCAGUUUCUCAAAGAAGCUCAGCACUACUUAAAAAAACUGAGCGUGAAAGGAUACUCUGAUGCUCAGUACCUUCUUGGGGACGCAUACUCCUCCGGUGCAUUUGGGAAGGUUAACAACAAGGAUGCUUUUGUACUUUUCCAAUCUGCAGCGAAGCACGGUCAUGUUGAAAGUGCUUACAGAACGGCUCACUGCUUCGAAGAGGGUUUUGGGACCACGAGAGAUUCGCGUCGAGCGGUCGAAUUCCUGAAGUUUGCAGCCAGUAGAAACCACCCAUCUGCCAUGUUUAAGUUGGGCCUGUACUCUUUCUACGGCCGCAUGGGUCUUCCUCACGACGUGAACACAAAGCAGAACGGUAUCAAGUGGUUAUCCCGAGCCGCUGCGCGCGCUAACGAACUAACGAACGCGGCCCCUUACGAACUUGCCAAAAUCUAUCAAAACGGAUUUCUGGACAUCAUUAUACCCGACACGAAGUAUGCCAUGGAAUUAUAUAUACAAGCAGCAUCGUUAGGGCAUGCGCUGUCGUCUACAGCUUUGGGCCAGAUAUAUGAAGCAGGAAACGAGAUUGUGCCCGCAGACACUAGCCUCAGUGUUCAUUACUAUACGCAAGCAGCGAUGCAAGGUGAGCCUAGUGCGAUGUUAGGUUUGUGCGCUUGGUACCUGAUGGGGGCAGAACCAGCAUUUAAAAAAGAUGAGGAAGAAGCGUUCCAGUGGGCGCUUAGAGCUGCCAAGGCGGGGCUUCCCAAGGCCCAAUUCACCAUUGGCUACUUUUACGAGAAGGGUAAAGGUUGCGAACCCGACGCUGCUAGCGCCCGAAAGUGGUAUGAAAGAGCUGCCAAGAACCAGGACCCGCGUGCAAUUAGCAAGCUGGAGGGAGAAGGCCGCGUUUUAAGAAAACAGAAGAGUAUUUCCACCCUAAACCUGUUUUCGAAUAAUUCGUCGUCAAACUUGCUUCAGACAGACGACCGCAGCCGCUCUGGAUUAUCUCCUAAUUCUUCGUUUUCUCAAACUGGCAGGCAACCGUCGGAAGCUUACACUUCGAACGCUAGCAACACCAGCACCUCUCGCAAAGUGUCGGCCAACGGGCGGUCUGACCUGGGCGCUGGCAGUGAGACCAAGAACGCAGCAGGUCCUGCGGGCACGCUUGACCUUACAGACGCAGUUGUCACGAGCACUAAAAAGAAGGGGAAAUCCAAAAAGACGACGGCCUCGAGCACGCUUCCUACUUCUCAAGGAGAUAAAAAAGGCCAGUCUAAGAAGAAAAAAGAUAAAAAGUGUGUCAUAAUGUGA
This is a messenger RNA of Lachancea thermotolerans CBS 6340, 1947 nucleotides long. Its product is annotated as tetratricopeptide repeat protein. The coding region runs from base 1 to 1947 and encodes 648 amino acids. The transcript has a single exon. Gene Ontology annotation, molecular function: protein binding. Lineage: Eukaryota; Fungi; Ascomycota; Saccharomycetes; Saccharomycetales; Saccharomycetaceae. The record is from RefSeq and is a predicted model, not a curated record.